This is a messenger RNA of Nasonia vitripennis (jewel wasp), 1996 nucleotides long. RefSeq lists its product as uncharacterized. The transcript has 6 exons. The record is from RefSeq and is a predicted model, not a curated record. Lineage: Eukaryota; Metazoa; Arthropoda; Insecta; Hymenoptera; Pteromalidae. The coding region runs from base 617 to 1279 and encodes 220 amino acids.
GAAGGUAUUUAACAGACUUUGUUGAUUUGGCUUCGACUCUUUAUGGAGAAACUUUUGUCUCGUUAAAUGUGCACAAUUUGAUCCACUUGUGUGAUGACAUUGAAAACACGAAAGGCUCAAUGAAUGAAAUCAGUGCAUUCUCUUUCGAUUGUUACUUGGGUAUUAUCAGAAGUGUUUUACGUAGUCCAGUCAACUUAGUCUCUCAGUAUUAUCACAGAAUGACAGAGAAGCACACUUUCUCAAAAAAAGAAACGAUCACUCAAUCUUAAGUUGAAAUUAUAAUGAAAAAAAAGGACAGUAUUGUCAAAUUACGAUAUCAACAUUAUAUUUUAUCUACAAAACAUCCCAAUAACGUGGUCAUAUUACAAGAUAAAAGCAUUGCACGUAUUUGUAACUUUAGCAUUGUCGAGAACAAUUACUAUGGUACAAUUUAAAAAUACGGAAAGAAAGAUUCAAUAUUUGACCAACCGUGUGAUUCUGGUACUUUGAAUAUUUGGGAGGUCAAUAAUUUAUCCAAGAGAAAAGUUCAAGUGUUCACUUUAAACUCAACUUGUCCAGAGAGGAAGAUACAAAAUCGUCUGUUUUGCCACUCUUGCACUAGAGAAGUUAAAAAAGGAUGUCUGACAGCGAGGAAGAAGUCAAAGAGGAAGAAGUUUAUGAGCUCACUAUAGUGAGAUUUGUACAUAGAGGCAGAAGGAGGGCUGUCGAGCAAAUUGACAUUAUCAACAGUGAAUGGCUCAGCUUUGACGGCAAGAAAGGAAAAUGCACGACACAGUUUCUAGAUAAAGUCCAUACUCAAGAAGAUAUCAACUUGCUUCAUUCCCUUGUAAAAGAACUUGCUCCAGCACCAGAGUCUUGGCCAUGGUUUUCUGUGGAAAUCAUUGGACGUGCAAAGACUUACCACAAAGCUUUGCAAAAGUUAAAGCUUCUUCAAUCAGAAACCAACGUCCUAACUGAGGAUACCGAGGAUGAUCAACAUGAUGUGCAAAAGAAAAUGGAAAAUGAAAUCAGGCAAAGGCAAUUACAGAAACAAUUGAAUGAUUUGAAAUCUUCAUACGCAGUAAAGUCUAAGGAAACCACAACAAAGCCUUCCACAAAAGACAAGAAAGCUGGCAAAGAAGUAUCUAAUAAGAAAGCUGCGACAAUCAAAAUCAAAGAAAAAAUUGAUGAAGAACAACCUGAUGACACCGAGCACAAUAAGAGUGAUGCUGGUAAAGAAGCAUUAAUUUCAGUUCACUGCGAUCAAGAAGAUACUAUCAAGACUUAUGAGGAUCAAUGAGCACUUCAAAUCAAGUUUCAGAGAACAUUUCUGUCCAAGAAGACAAUGUUGUUGUCAUUGAGAUGGAUCCGCUCAACUCCAAAACUGAUUCAGAUCUCAUCCUCAUGAAUACGCUGACAAACUUAAGAAAUGACAUUGCUACCAUUAGCGAGGACAUUGCAGUUAUUAAGAUUACUCAAGACAAUAAAGUCACACAGAUCAAUAAUGUCGUUAUUGAUUUCAAAACUAAAUUCAAUUUUACAAUUCCAAUCACCUCAUUGGAACAGUUUUUGUAAUUCGACAGUGAACUAGCUAAGAAUGAACUUUUAAAAAAUGAUGUGAGCGUACAACUGAUUGAUCUCUGUGAUGCUGAUUUGAUCGUAACCAAAAGUUUUACCAAGAUGUUGAAGUUCUUCAUGACGAAGGAAGUUGCUGGAAAAUUUACAGCUGUAAGAAGUGCAAGGAACCAGAGCGAAGAGAGAAAAGAGAGAUUUAUCUCGACUAAUCUGUAUGGCCUUAUGUGUGGUAUUAUAAAAGUAAAAAGAGUUAAUAAGACAUUAGAAAUCUCUGAUAAAAUACUAUUGAAAAGUAUUAGUGAAGUUUUAUGCAAUGUUGAGCAGUGGAAAUAAAUUAUUAUUGUAUUUUUGCAUAACUAUUACAUUAAGGUGUUUUUGUGAAAAAAGUUUAUCGAGCCUCCUGUAAACAAGGAAUUUUUAAAUAAAUAUAUAAUUAUAUUAA